This is a messenger RNA of Penicillium verhagenii, 1503 nucleotides long. Its product is annotated as UbiD family decarboxylase. The transcript has 2 exons. Gene Ontology annotation, molecular function: carboxy-lyase activity. Bases 1 to 1503 code for a protein of 500 amino acids. Gene Ontology annotation, biological process: ferulate metabolic process; cinnamic acid catabolic process. Gene Ontology annotation, cellular component: cytoplasm. NCBI's taxonomy places the organism in Eukaryota, Fungi, Ascomycota, Eurotiomycetes, Eurotiales, Aspergillaceae. The record is from RefSeq and is a predicted model, not a curated record.
AUGGUUGCCAACGAGCCCCAUCUUUGCUUCCGAUCGUUUGUCGAAGCCUUAAAGGCCGACAACGACUUGGUCGAGAUCAAUGACCCGGUCGAUCCUCAUCUCGAAGCCGCUGCAAUCACUCGUCUUGUCUGCGAGACUGAUGACAAAGCUCCCUUGUUCAACAACGUUAUCGGCGCACAAAACGGUCUAUUCCGUAUCCUUGGUGCUCCUGGCUCUCUCCGGAAGUCCUCCAAUGACCGCUAUGGCCGACUGGCCCGUCACCUGGCCCUGCCACCCACGGCCUCCAUGAAGGAAAUCCUCGACAAAAUGCUGUCCGCCAGCGAGAUGCCUCCGAUCCCACCUCAAAUCCUCCCGACUGGUCCUUGCAAAGAAAACUUUCUGGAGGAGAGCCAGAUCGACCUGACCAAGCUGCCCGCUCCCCAAAUACACGCAGCCGAUGGGGGUAAAUACAUUCAGACAUACGGAAUGCACAUCGUCCAGUCGCCUGAUGGCUCAUGGACUAACUGGUCCAUUGCUCGUGCUAUGGUUUCGGAUGACAAGCACCUGGUUGGCUUGGUCAUUCCCCCACAGCAUAUCUGGCAGAUUCAUGAGAUGUGGAAGAAGGAAGGACGUGACGUCCCUUGGGCACUGGCUUUCGGUGUUCCUCCUGCAGCCAUCAUGGCAUCCAGCAUGCCCAUCCCUGAUGGUGUUACAGAGGCUGGGUACGUUGGCGCCAUGACCGGAUCAGCCCUGGAGCUGGUAAAGUGUGAUACCAACGAUCUCUACGUGCCCGCGACUUCCGAGAUUGUCUUUGAGGGCACCCUGUCUAUCACUGAUAAGGGACCAGAGGGACCAUUUGGUGAAAUGCAUGGAUAUGUUUUCCCUGGCGAUACUCACCCGUGGCCCAAGUAUAAGGUCAACCGCAUUACCUACCGUGAUGAUGCCAUUCUACCCAUGUCUUCCUGUGGUAGACUGACUGAUGAGACUCAUACCAUGAUUGGCGCGUUAGCUGCUGCUGAGAUCCGCAAGAUUUGCCAGAACAGCGGUCUGCCCAUUACCGAUGCUUUCUCGCCCUUCGAGUCACAAGUCACUUGGGUCGCCCUCAAGGUUGAUACUGCACGCCUUCGGGAGAUGAAGACCACCUCCAAGGAGUUCUCCAAGAAGGUUGGAGAUGUGGUGUUCAACCACAAGGCCGGGUACACCAUUCAUCGCCUGGUUCUUGUCGGCGACGAUAUUGAUGUCUACGAUGGCAAGGAUGUCAUGUGGGCCUUCUCCACCCGUUGUCGUCCCAGCCUCGAUGAAACCUUCUUCGAAGAUGUUCGCGGAUUCCCGCUCGUCCCCUACAUGUCCCAUGGCAAUGGAUCACCCACCCAGGGUGGUAAAGUGGUCUCGGACGCACUCAUGCCAGCCGAGUAUACAACCGGUCGCGAUUGGAUUGCCGCAGACUUCAAGAACUCAUACCCUGAGGAGCUCAAGAAGAAGAUUUUGGGUAACUGGACCAAGAUGGGAUUCCGUGAGGAGUAG